Messenger RNA from Lachnellula hyalina, 399 nucleotides. RefSeq lists its product as uncharacterized. Lineage: Eukaryota; Fungi; Ascomycota; Leotiomycetes; Helotiales; Lachnaceae. The record is from RefSeq and is a predicted model, not a curated record. The coding region runs from base 1 to 399 and encodes 132 amino acids. The transcript has a single exon.
AUGGUCACAAUGAACGGGUUCACAGUCACUCCGAACCACAGGCAAAACAGGCGUCGAGAGCGGCCUGGUUCACGGUCUCGUCGGACCAUUACUCGGAAAUCCAGCAUACAGAACGAGUACACCGAAGGAUUGCUGGAUGCCUAUGACUCCAGCGUCUAUCUCCCCUCGGACAAAGCCAGGCCCUCUCCCCUUCUGCGGGAGAACUUUCACCAGACAUGGCAGAGAUGGAAGGCCAGAGAGGCAGAGGAGAUGGCGCUUCAACUAGAGAAAGUACAGUUGGAACAAGCAGAGCAGCAGAGAUUGUACGGUGGCGAAGUCUCUGACGACGUGAGUCUUUGUCCAGCCAUGCUCAGUGUAGUCAUGUCUCUGUUCGGCGACAUAGACUAUAUUGAUCCAUGA